GCGUUGCGCAAAUCAAGUGUUCUCCGUAAACAUCAUGCCACUGGACAACUCUCUUGGCACCAUGGCCGCAUCGGUGGCAUCUCUUGUUUCUUUUGGAUUGGAAGGCGACGAUCAAGGGUGGGAUGUCGAGAUGUUUAAGCGAGUGAUGGAGCUCUUGGUGGACAGGGAUGGAGCCGUGGAAUGGGCGACUGUUUGUAGCAAAGUGUUUGGCGGUGACGAGGGAGCUUGCAAGGCUCAGCUCAAGGCCAUGGCAGCAAACGGCGUCAUCCAUAUCAAGUGCGUGCCUAGUGAAUCGAUUAAGAUGGUGGAGCCGAUUUCUCCUCCCCAUCUCCAGGCAAUGAGAGACGAGCUGGAGCACUCCGGCUACGACAGUGACGACGACGAUUAAGCCUGUUUUGAUGUUCGGG
This is a messenger RNA of Selaginella moellendorffii, 407 nucleotides long. RefSeq lists its product as uncharacterized. The transcript is spliced from 2 exons. NCBI's taxonomy places the organism in Eukaryota, Viridiplantae, Streptophyta, Lycopodiopsida, Selaginellales, Selaginellaceae. Bases 35 to 388 code for a protein of 117 amino acids. The record is from RefSeq and is a predicted model, not a curated record.